AUGCCAGUAGAUUUAGCUAGGUCUACCAGUGACACAUAUAGCGCGGGGCGUUGCGGCCUGAGGUGCGGACAAGGGGGAGGCAGUUCGACUUUCACUCGCGCGCCUGAGAUGCGCGCGCACGUCGCGGCAAUGACCAUGCAGGCGCCGGGCCCGGUGUCAAGUGCAUUUGUGGCAGUUUUCACUAUUGCAGUCCGUUUCAGUAUCGUGCAAAGUUUUGGUGGUCAACACAUCCAAGCAAUGUAUCUUUAG
Parnassius apollo (apollo) is the source of this 249-nucleotide messenger RNA. The record is from the annotation of a GenBank genome assembly. NCBI's taxonomy places the organism in Eukaryota, Metazoa, Arthropoda, Insecta, Lepidoptera, Papilionidae.